Molecule: messenger RNA, 3300 nt
Organism: Juglans microcarpa x Juglans regia
Lineage: Eukaryota; Viridiplantae; Streptophyta; Magnoliopsida; Fagales; Juglandaceae
Product: receptor-like protein 7
Exons: 2
Coding region: 23-3148 (1041 amino acids)
Molecular function (GO): protein binding
Source: RefSeq, a predicted model, not a curated record
AUCCUUUUCACGGCUGUUCUUGAUGCCCAUAUCACCACUACUACUUCUCCUCAGCUAUUGUGCACCUGCGGUGUCUGGCCAAUGUCUCAGCGAUCAGCAAUCCCUGUUGCUCCUUUUGAAGAACAGUCUGGUGUUCAACAAUAGUUUGUCCACAAAACUAGUGCAUUGGAACAAAAGUACCGGUUGUUGUUCCUGGGAAGGUGUAACCUGCCGUGAAGGACGUGUUAUUGGGCUCGACUUGAGCAGUGAAUCCAUCUCGGGAGGACUUGACAAUUCCAGCAGCCUCUUCAGUCUUCAACACCUCCAGAAUCUAUGUUUGGCAUAUAACAUCUUCAACUAUGCUCAGAUUCCGUCAGGGUUUGACAAAUUGACGAGUUUGAGACAUUUGAGCCUAUCAAAUGUUGCCUUUGCAGGUCAAAUUCCGAUUGAGCUUUCGAGUUUGACAAGGUUGGUUAUUCUCAAUUUAUCUACCCUUCACUUCCCUGGAAUUCCCCUCCUAAAGCUUGAGAAUCCAAAUUUAGAGAUGUUGGUUCAGAACUUUACGGAGCUUAUGGAACUUCAUCUCGAUGGUGUAAAUAUCUCAGAACAAGGGUCCGAAUGGUGCGAGACUUUAUCAUCAUCACUGACCAAUUUGAGGGUAUUGAGCUUGUCAAAUUGCAAUCUUUCAGGCCCUUUGAAUCCCUCCUUGUUAAAGCUUCAAUCCCUCUCAAGUAUUCGUUUGGAUAAUAACAACUUGUCUGCUGCAGUGCCGGAGUUCUUCGCAAAUUUCACAAAUUUGACGUCCUUGCCCACACUAGAGGUUCUUGACUUGUCUAGUAAUCCACAAAUCCGUGGUUCCUUGCCAGAUUUUCCUCAGAAUGGGUAUCUUCGAACCCUGGUACUUGGACACACAAAUUUCUCGGGAAAAUUGCCGCAUUCUAUCGGUAACCUUACCAUGUUGUCUAGAAUGGAUUUUUCAAGGUGCAAUUUCGGCGGAUCAAUUCCAACUACAAUGGCAAAUCUUAUCCAAUUGCUUUAUUUGGACAUGUCAUUGAACAAUUUCAAUGGACCAAUUCCAUCCUUCAACAAGGCCAUGAACCUGACUCAAAUAAACCUUUCUUAUAACGAUUUAACAGGUCAGAUUACUUCUACUCACUUGCAAGAGCUGAAGAAACUGGUAAACCUUGACUUGCGUUACAAUUCAUUGAAUGGGAACAUUCCAGUUCCUCUGUUUUCCGAUUUAUCAUUGCAGUAUCUGCAACUUUCCUACAACCAAUUUUCUGGUGAACUCAAUCAAUUUCCCAACAUUUCUUCUAAUGUAUUGAAAUACCUUGAUUUGAGCAGCAACAAUUUGGAAGGGGCAAUCCAUGUGUCUGUCUUUAAUCUUCAACGUCUUAAGGUCCUCUCACUUUCUUCAAAUAACUUCAAUGGCUCUUUCAAGCUAAAUAUGAUCGAGCAGUUGAGAAAUCUUUCCAGUCUUGAUCUUUCCUACAACAGCUUAUCAAUUGAAUAUGAUAGAACUGAUUCUCCGUCCCCCUCCUUUCCCAACAUCACCACGUUAAAAUUGGCUUGCAGCAAGUUGAAAAUAUUUCCUGGUUUUUUGAGAAACCAAUCCAAAUUAACAGUUCUAGACCUUUCAGAUAACGAGAUUGGUGGAGAGAUACCCAACUGGUUAUGGAAACUGCCUUUUCUUCAAAGGUUAAAUCUUUCUUUUAACAAUUUGGUGAGUCUAGAAGUAUCUUCACUCAAUGUCUCUCCUCUGGUUUUGUUGGACAUUCGUUCCAACAGACUCCAGGGGCAACUCCCAGAUCUCCCACCAUCUGCCACAUAUUUGGACUUCUCGAGGAAUAAUUUCAGCUCUGUCAUACCAAAUAACAUUGGUGACUUCCUUUCUUAUGCUUAUUUCUUUUCUCUUUCAAGCAAUAAAUUCAAAGGGAGUAUACCUGUAUCAAUUUGCAAUGCAACAUACCUCGAAGUUCUAGAUCUGUCUAAUAAUUCCUUCAGUGGCAUGAUUCCGGAAUGUUUGGUUCGGAUGAGUAGUACUCUUGGGGUGCUGAAUCUAGGGAGAAACAAUCUCCAUGGCAUGGUUCCCAAUACAUUUCCAGACAACUGUGGAUUGCAAACUUUAGAUCUCAAUGGAAACCAACUUGUAGGGCAUAUACCUAAAUCUAUGGCAAAUUGCACAAUGUUGGAGGUCUUUAAUAUCGGUAACAACCACAUUGAGGACAUCUUCCCAUGUCACUUGAAGAACGCAUCCGUAUUGCGUGUCCUUGUUUUGCGCUCUAACAACUUUAGGGGCUCCCUUGGUUGUCCAGGAGAUAAUGCCACUUGGCCUAUGCUUCAAAUUUUGGGUGUAGCUUCGAACAAUUUCACUGGUAAGCUUCCAAUAAAAUCCUUUCAUGCCUGGAAGGCUAUGUCGAAAAGUGAAGAUGAUGCCAAAUCAGAGGUCAAUCACCUUCGAUUUAAACUCACUUUGUUUGAAAACUUUUAUUAUCAAGAUGCGGUCACAGUUACCGUUAAAGGUCUAAGUAUCGAAUUUGUGAAGAUUCUAACGCUUUUCACCUCGAUUGACUUUUCCUACAAUAACCUGGAGGGGCCAAUACCAGAAGCAUUUGGUGGACUCUCAACACUAAUCGUUCUAAACUUGUCGCAUAAUGCUCUUUCAGGACAAAUCCCGAAAUCUCUGGCAAACUUGAAACAGUUGGUGUCAUUGGACUUGUCAAUCAAUAAUAUUACAGGGGAGAUUCCUACACAACUUGCAGAAAGUCUUAUUUUCCUUUCAGUCCUAAACCUCUCCUUUAAUCAACUGGUGGGGCGGAUUCCAAUGAUCAAACAAUUUUCUACUUUUUCAGAAAGUUCCUACGUAGGGAACAAAGGAUUGUGUGGCUUCCCUCUUAAGGAAAUUUGCAAUGCUGGAGGGACAACACGGUCGACUCCACCUGACUCGAAUUCUAAGAAAGUGAUUGGAAGGAAGUUUCUAAGUGUUGAACUAGGAUUUAUUUUUGGCUUAGGAAUUAUCAUCGGGCCCCUGUAUUGGAAAAGGUGGAGGUUUUGGUAUUUCAAACAAGUCGAUGACAUUCUUUACAAGAUCUUUCCGAAGCUGUAUAUGAACAGAGAAGCAUACCCUCAUAGAAUUACAAGUAGAAAUCGAAGGCCAAGACGUCAGUGAUCAGAUUCCUUAGGCUUUUCAGUGGGAAACCGUCAAAGGUGAGGGUAUGUGGAGAGAUGCAACCAUGUGACGUGGUUUUUCGAGUUGCAUCAUAAAGCAGAAUAAAGUGCCAUGGAAACCAUGUGAUUGGAAGAUAGUAGCAUCCUAGCUUU